Molecule: messenger RNA, 10341 nt
Organism: Spirodela intermedia
Lineage: Eukaryota; Viridiplantae; Streptophyta; Magnoliopsida; Alismatales; Araceae
Source: the annotation of a GenBank genome assembly
AUGGAUGUGGCCCUCGUCUUGUUGUUGUUCUUCCCCUCCGCCAUCUCCCUUGCGUCUCUGCUGCCGACACCGGCGGUGGCUAGAGGCAGCUUGUCACCCGCGGAGAUCGCAGGUCUGCUCCAGUCGCCCUCCAUGAAUUCAGUUGUUUUUUUGCUAAUGGGUUUAAUGGAGAUGGGUGGAUUUUGCUUUGUGCGGAGGUGGCAGUUUCAUUAUUACGCGGUCUUUCUCUUGCUAGGUUGUAUAUAAUCAUUUGAAUUUGGCAGCAUCGCUUUCAGUGGCUACAAGUCACUGUCUUCAGAAACUCAACCCUGCUGGUUGAUUAUUUUCUCUACACUUGCGUUCCGUUUGCUUAAAACGCCGCAUUUUAGUCGCAAAAAGGAGUAAAUUCUUGAAACCCUAGUGCACGUGCUUACUUAUUCACUCUCCGGGCUAUAUGUCUUCCGUGGUUGGUGAUCAGUAUGAUGUUACUAUCAUUAUUAUAGAGCGUUAUUCCAUAAAUCGGCCAUCCUAAUUUUAAGCUAAGUAUUUGACGAUUUAAUAAAGUUUUCAACCAGGUCAGAGAGAAUUCUCCCCCAUCAAUGGCACGAAAAAGCUGACAAACGCCACGCAGCAGAGCAGAGGAGGGAUUUCCGUUGUCUGUUAGUUUCUGAAUUCCUACCUUACUCGUUAGAAGGGGGUUACUACUAUAACAUGUAAGAAUAUGCUUAAAAAAAAAACUAAGCAGAAGAAUUUAUAUUAGUGAUCAUCUCAGUAACUAGGACGAAGAAUAAGGAAAAGAAUGGCAGGAAGGAGAAAGAGAGAGAGAGAAAAAGCAGAAUGUGUAAUGUACCGACCUGAAAACUAUUUAGAUGAUUUUUUGGGCCAAACUGCAGAGAUAAUGACAUGGGCAACAAGGCACUACAAUAGGUUAGUUGUAGGCACCUUGUGGAGGGUACAUAAAGAUUGCUUACCUAGCCAUCUUAGAUUUAGUGAAAUCGGAGUAGACUGAGGUUGGGAAGAUGGAGGGAUUGGCUAGGAAGAGCCAGUUGUUGGACUCCAUAUUCAGUGACCUUAUACAUUAACGUAUCAUCUGGCAGGAAAAGAGGGAGGAGAGAUAUAAAUAGACAGACACAAACAGAGAAAGUACAAGUUAUAUUUCAGCAUAAGCGCCACUGUUGUGGUGCUCAUCUUGGUCAUCUCAGUGUCUUGACAGCAUAGUUUGUUGCCUUAAUCUUCUUGUUGGAUACAUUGAUCUAUAGAGUUACAUAUUAAUAUAGCGGUAUUUAGUUAAACGUUCCAAAAGUACUCAACAUCAAAAGUUGCAUGACAAACGUCUACAUGUUUUGCUUAUCUCUGAUUUUAACAACCUAAUAUGAUCCAUUAGGGUUAUGAAACAGAAGAUUUAGAAAGUAAGAAAAGAUGAAUCGGUAAUGUUCAUUUUGUUGCGAAUUGGAAUCUAAUAUUCUAGUUAUUUUUUGAAAAGUUAAUUUAUAUAAAAUAAUUCAACUUCUAGAAAUGCCUAUUGAAUCUAUUUUAGAAGCAAUGUUAUGGGACAUCCAUGGCUGAGUUUCUUCUUAGUCAGGUUUCAUGGAAAGCAUGACUUACUCCAGUUCCAAAUUGCUUUCACCUGUAUUAUCAAGGAAAAAUGGUUGUCUCUGAGCACCUCGUUUAUGAGGGCAAUAGUUUGAAUAUGACUGCGAUUAAGUAUUCUCCUUAAUGUUUUCCCAAAAAAAUCUGAGUCUCCCUGCUGUUAUUAAGUUAUAUAGAUUCUUUAUACCAUGUUUAUUCAGCAUUACUAGUGCUAGGGUAAUGCUAAGGUGAUUACUUAUUCAGUAUUCACGUUUUCUUCCCGUGUUCCGUGGAUUAUGCAGAUAACCCCAAGUGGGAAGCUAAUCGACACCUUUUAGAGAGCAUGCCUGAGAUACCGUAUGUAUCACAAGUACUGAUUUGUUAAUUUAUUUCAUUGUAUAUAUUUUUUCAGGAUGAGGCUCAAAUUCGUAUAGGAAGCCUCAUUUUUGUGCUUUAACUGUUCCAGGGUGGAAGCCACUCAUGGGUACAUGAGCAAUGUAGAACUUGAGCAGGCUAUAAAAGAAUUUAGUCAAAAGUGUGGAAAUAUCUCCAGGACCUACAGGUAACAUAUCUGAGUUUUUGGUCAUUGUCAUUAAUUUUGGUGUUAUUAUAUAAUUCAAGGGCCGAAUAUAUCAGAACUCAUAUUUAAGUUUCAGUCUGAGAGCCUGAGAAUCCACGGAAUAAUUCAUGACUUAAACAUGUGAAAAAAAAAUUGGCACAUUAUCUCCUUUAUAUUUUUCUAUGUUGUCCUAUUAAUCUAGCCCACGGUGGUAGAUGCCAAAAAAAAUUCAGUAUAUUAAGUUAUCAAGGGCAUUUGCACUGUUGCUCCGUGGCCCCCAAACUUUUCUUUGUGAUCCAUUCUAAUGAACACAUAAAUUAGGACUGGAUGUGGCCGCCUGACUGAUUCUGAUCAGACAGUUAGGACAUAAUCAAGUGAAAACAUGUAGUUCCUCUGAGGACGUGGCAAGUGUGACAAAACAUGUAGAUUUGGCGGAUCCAGUUCCAGAUUUGGACAGCUCUUGAGAAUGCACGAGUAAUACAACUUUAUUUAAUGCAACUAUUUUGGAAUUCAUGUAUGGUGACGUUAUAUAGAGUAAUAGAACUUUAUAUUCAUGUAAUACAACUUUAUGUGUUGCUUUCUUUGUUGGGCACGUAUUUUGCCUAUACUGACUUAUGUUCUCUUCUCAUAUUGAGGAUUUUUUGGAUCUGAUUCCAGUAUUGGACAAAGUGUGAAUGGGUUUACACUGGUAAUAACCACUUCCUGUUCUUGUAUCUUCAAAUGCAUAAAUAACUGAAACAUGACGAAAUACUGAGAUUUCACUGGAGGUUGUUUUGCAUCUAAAAUAUUAUCGUUUUUACCUGCUACAGUGGGUGAUAGAAAUUUCUGACAAGCCAGGUAUAGAAGAAGCCGAACCUGCAUUCAAAGUGAGUCGUCUGUUAUCACGCAUACUUUUGUUCAAUUGAAAACACAUUUUACUUUAGGCCCCAUCUUUUAAUAUGAUUCCAAAUGAUCAAACAAUAAUAUUGUUGUACAAUUUCUAGUUUGUCAUUAUAGCUUAACUUAACUGCCUUAACAGCUGUCAGACUAGUCUUUAAAUAAGAGACCAAACCCGACCCAUUACGAGAUGUAAAUAAAAUGGCAAGUUUAACUUUUGAAGGAAGACCAAAUCGAUUAAUAAGAAAUUUCUGAUGAAGUAGGAAGAUGAUGCUUUAAACAAGGGCCAAUCUACAACAAGGAAAAUUUUCAAUUAAAAUGGCAUGUUAAUCAAUUAAAGAAGGAAAAUAAAAUUCUCGAAUUUAUGUUUGACACACUUAAUUAUAUCGAGCAUGUUUAUUAAGAAUGGUCAUGUAUUGGUCACCACAAAAGUAAACAUGUGAUUGCAAACAUGAGCCUACUUCAGUUAUAGUCAGUUGGUCUUUCCUUCGAAUACUAAGUUGCUAUAAUAUGUUAUCAGAGUCCAUGGUUGUUUUUGGACUGGUCAUACCCCAUUUACGUUUUCUGUGUGAAAAAAACCUGAAUAGUGACGAGGCAUGUUGUGAAUAGUGACGCACCGGUUCUACAAAUUUGCACGUGAUUGGAAAAAUGGUUCUUGAGUUGGAUAGCCCAAUGAGUGUAACAUGUACAAUUUUUUCCUACAUCAAACCUUUCAGUGCCGAGUACAAUAAUUGUUUGGCCUUCCUUAUUCACUUGCUAGUGUCGGUCGUUUAACAACAUUCUUUUUUCCAAUGAGUUAAUUUAGCCGAAUUAGAUGAGGAAUGUAGGAACGAAUUUAUGACAUUUCGACUGUAUGAACUUCACCAGCCUCAGUGGCAGAAUCUUUGCCUUUGACCGAGUGGUGGCUACUUUACUGUUGUAAUAAUGCUGAAGCUUCAAAAAACAAUUAUUUAUAUCGGGCUGAAAAAGAUAUAUUGCGUGCCUGUCUAUCAAGCCAUAUUUGUAUGGUAUGGAUUGUUGAGGCUUGGAUAUUCUCAUCAGCUAGAUAUUUUGAAAUUUCACACUGUUAAUUGCUCUAAUAUUCUGUGUUGAAAAGCAAUACCGAGCUUGCCAACCAUAUCUUGUCUUGAAUGUAAUCGACACCUGACCGGGAAUAUUUUUGGAACUUCUCUAUUGUUUUCCUGUUCAAUUUUGGAACAUCCAACGACUGACUGGACCCUGGGUGUUUUCUCCUCCCAAUUUCUGCCACCGUGAUUUCAUGAGGAUAGUCUACUCGUGCUUAAGAUCAGUUCUAUAUUCAAUUUUAAGGUUGUCUCGAAAUGCAUCAUUUUGCUGACGUAUUUUGCUAGAACGUAUUCCUUUUCAGGGCCUCCUGUAGACCAAGGACCAUGAUCAUGUUUGGAACCCAUAUUUUCGUUCAAAUUUUUACAAUGUUCCUUCUCCAGAAGAAGACUUUAUAGUUGGCGUGCUUCUUUUCAGUUCAUGUUGUCUGAUGCAGCCACCUAUAUUGCCUGUCUAAAAGACGUCUCUCCAAAAAAAUUCUAAAACCGCCUGGACCACGAAUGUACCUCUGUUUCAGUGUCCUGUGAAUGGAUAUCCCAAGACAGUUCAUUGCAUAUGCCUGACUAAGAACCUUUUCGUUAUGUUGUUCCUGGACCCCUUCAUUCCAUGACUGAGAGCCUAGAUUUUACUACCCCCUGAUUCCAUCUAUUUAAGUAUACCUAAUUUCAACAUCUACCAUUUUGCAUUUAUUUUCUUAUGGCAUUGUUGUGAAAGUGUUGCAUUUGCCUUUUUUAUAAUUAUUGGGCGUAUAUGACUUUCGAAGUGAAUUAACAUCUGCUGAAAAUCGAUGCAGUUUAUCGGAAACAUGCAUGGUGAUGAACCUGUUGGUAGAGAGCUACUUUUGCGGCUUGCUAAUUGGUUAUGCGAUAACUUCAUGAAAGAUCCUUUGGUAUUGUUAUCCUCGUAUAUAUUUUUCACUCUUGAUAUUUUUUUUGGUUUUUAUUCGUAUUACGUCUGUUGCUAUUUUAGUUGGCCUUGCUGUUCUACUUUUGUUGAGGAUUGUAGCUGUGAAUGAUUCCAAAUGACUGAAUUCUUUACCAUACAUCAGUAUUAUGUUAUUACUGUUUGUUUUCACAUGGAAAUUUCUCCACUGAUUCGUUUUAGGGUAUAACGAAUUUUUCCAAUUGCCUUAUGUUUUGUGUAGGCAACAUUGAUUGUAAAGAAAGCUCACCUUCAUAUCCUUCCAACGAUGAAUCCCGAUGGAUUUACUCUUAAAACGCGUGGAAAUGCAAAUAAUGUAGACCUGAAUCGAGAUUUUCCUGAUCAGGUGAACAUCUUUACACAUAUGUCUACUGGUUUUAGGCAUUUUCCUAUGAAUUUGUCCUUGGCUAUCUGGGGUUUCUAGAUUUCAUUUAACCCAGUUUUGGGCCUUUUGAUAUAAUGUUUCCCAAACUUAUCCAAGACAUGUCUGUAGUUCUUCUCUAUGAAUAAUGAUAUGGACUUGCGGCAGCCAGAAACAAAAGCAGUCAUGAACUGGAUGAGAAAGCAACGUUUUACUGCCUCUGCGAGUCUGCAUGGGGUAACAUAUUUUUUUCCUGCUAUUUCUUCAAUCUUUUCGUUUCAAUACUCGUGGCUUUUUAAAGUUGCAUGCUAACUAUUCUUCUUUUUGGCAUGUGUGACUUUAAUGCAACAAACAAGUUUCAAUAACUAUGUAUAGGAUUGGUCGACAAUAGAGACGAGCUACAAUUUUUCUUUUUCUUUUUUUCUGUCUUGCUUCAGUUGGGUACUCUGACAAACAUACACCAUUGUGCAGAGUUUACAGAGCAGACACUCUAGGAAGGGCAAGUAUGGCAAGUCAUGCCGAGUAUUUAGUUUUUUUUUGUUCCGUUCUACGUUAGAAAGGCGUGUAUCAGUCCUUUGUCCUACCAGGGAGAUGACACAUAAAGGGCAUUGCUUCAUGAGGUAUAAUUGUUAGGCUGUUACCCUGUUCAUUUUCAUCAGUAUAACCCUUUCCAGCUGCAGAAAGAUAGGACUAAUGGUUCUCUUCAACACAUGAAGAACACACCCUCCUUCAUGUUUUUCCCACCCUCUCCUCUCUAAAGAGAGGAGAACAAGCUUGCUUGAUCUGAAGACGCUUACAUACAUGUCAUUUAUGACACAUCUAUGCAUGAGCGAUCCUAGACCAAACCAUCAGGAAGCGAUUCUGGAGAAAAUUAAUGAGGGCAGAAAGCAGAGACAGAAUCAGCAUGUAGCCGUGGAGACAAGCAUGAGUGCGUUCCGACCAUGUGAAGGCAUGAUACUGGCAUCUGAGUCCGCUGAGAGCCUCAUUUUCUACAACAUACACCAGAACACCACAGGGUUCUAAUUUAGUUCUAUCAGGGAACCUUUGAAAGUGCACAGAUGGUAUCCAGAGAGAAGGUUCUUGCCUCAGUUGAUGUGACAUUUAAAAUAUUUGUGACUACGAUUAAAGCUUUUUCUCAGGAAAAUAGUUUAUCAAUGAUGAUAUUGAUUGUUAGAUGUCUUUGGAUGUAAAAGUUGUGUAUCAUGGUGCAAUUAUUCUAGAGCAAUGCUUAGUUGUUGAAUAUAUAGUAUCCAUCUGUUGAUUUAUUGAGUCAUUCUUUAAAACUGUCAACGGAAGUGUAUGCCUGAAGCUUUUCUUUAAUGUGGCUAGGGUAAGCUUUUUUUCUUUAGUAGGCCGAAUUAAAUGCUGACAAUUAUGAGGGUUAUCUGGAUGUAAAAUGUAAGAUGAUGAAUGUGGAAAGAUGUACGAAAUAUUAUAAUGCUACUAUGUCGGAGGAAUUCUUUGUUGUCAAUAUUCAUCUAUGAUGAGUCAUUUCAUCUGGUUCUCACGAAAUUCCAUUACCUGAAAAUUUUGACAGGGUGCGUUAGUUGCAAAUUAUCCAUGGGAUGGAUCACGAGAUUCAAGGUGAUGAUCUCUAGGUCGUUUUGUCUCAGGUUUCAUCUCCUAGUUCAUUAAAAGAUUUUUGGCCUUGGUAUAUACUUUCCGACUGAGAAUAGUGUCCGAGAAGCUACUAGAACGGAUUUUAUCUGUUCUUCUUUCACCUAGCUUGUGGAUUUAUCCUUUCAUCUUGUUAACCGAUGGUGUGGUAACAUUGUCGUUUAUAUGUUUAUGUUAUUAAGCUAAUUGAUACAUGUGCUUCAGACGAGGCAUUAUUUGGCCAGAAAAAUUGGCAAUCAGAGUGAGUAGGUCAUCCAUUUGUAUGAUCUGAUUAUAAUAUAAUGAAAGAUGAUCUUAAUAAUGAGGGUGAGUUGUUUGUAAGAUCCGAUGGUCGUAUAGAGAAAGAUGAUCUUAAUAAUCAGAGCGAGUUGUUUGUAAGAUCUAGUGGUUAUAUGGACAAAAAUAAUUGAAAUAAUCAGAGUGAGCGCACAGGAAUAUGUUUUUAAGCUCUUAUGUUCAGGUUAUCCGCGUUUAUAAUAUUAUAUCACAUCAAUUUUAUUUCAAGUUCGAAAGUUUGAGGUACGGUUAUUACAAUCACAUAUUUUCAAGUGUUGGCCACAGUUCUGAUUCCUUAAAAGCAGUCGUUAUUUCGUUGUUUUUCUUCUACCACAAAGCUUUACCUUGUUUGGCUCACAUGUAAUUUCAGAAAGGAGUAUUAUGCCUGCCCAGAUGACAAGACCUUCCGCUACAUGGCAAAUGUGUACAGCCUUUCUCAUCGUAACAUGUCUUUGAGCAAUGAAUUUCCCGGUGGCAUUACAAAUGGUGCAUCUUGGUGUGUGUAAAAUACCAUCUUCUUUCCUUGUGAAUAGUUAAGCAUUCUUUGUGAUGAUUAUGCCUCUUUUAUUGACCCACGAACAGUAUUGUCGAUUCUUUCUGGUCAUGGUCACAAUCCUGUAAGCUUUCCCUUUUCUGUAGGUACCCUAUAUACGGAGGCAUGCAAGACUGGAAUUACAUUCAUGGAGGAUGUUUUGAAUUAACAUUGGAAGUUAGUGAUGUUAAGUGGCCCAAGGCAGAUGAGGUUUGUUCUCUUUACCCCCAUCAUAUUCUGCAGGAUGAUUGUCAUAGAUUUCAUCCAAUCCUUAAAGAUAAGUAGUAAUUAGAUGAUGAACUCUUUUCUGUCCAGUGGGAUGCGUAUUAAAAAAAAUUCUCUCCAACGUAAUAAGAGAGUAUGUUCACUAGUCCUGAAUCCCUCUUAAUGAAGUUGAAAACUAAUGAAUAUGGAAAUACCAAAGGUUCCUGAAGAAAUUUAUUUUUUUUAGGCGGUGCCUGAGAAAGAAGCUCCAGGAAGUGAAUUUCAUUAUUCUGCAGAAAAUAGGAAGAAGAAAAAGUUGGAAAAGAUAAUUAGGGAAAUGUCAAAGUCGCCGUUCAGUCAUUUUCUUACCUUCAAAGCUACAAAGAUAACCUAUUCUUAUUAAGGUCAAAGCGUUCCUCUUCUGUCAUCAUCAUGGGUUUGUUUCUUGGCUUCGUAUGAUAUUUUUCAUGCUAUAUCUUUGUUGAAUGACGACACCAUGAAACCUAGGCUUUUCAAUCCUCAUGCAACAUAGUGCACUUUUAUUCAUUCGGUGAUCCUUUUUCAGACGUUAAGUGUUUAGUGCCAGGUCAAGCACAUUAGACCAACUACUAUUCAUGUUCAAGCAAUUGAUGAACGCCAUAUUUAUUCCCUGGCUCCUAGAAAAGCUUUGUAAUACAUGUUCUUGUUUAUUUUUCAAAGGGAUGGGUUUUUCAGUUUCCUUCCGAAUUUUUCUGGGCACCAUUUAAAAAAAUUUAGUUAGUCAUCAUUUACUUGUAUAGCAUUUAAAGGCAUAUCACAAAGCAGUUUACCAAAGAUAUCUGGUCGUACCUGGGCCAGUUUUCGGAUCUUCUGCCAUCUGGAAGAAUCUUUGUUCAUACAGAUUACCACAGCCAUCCCGCUGACUUCCUGAUCUCUCUGUUUUCCCAUAUUCCACUAUCACUCGGGCACUGAUUUAGGCAUUAAUUAGAAAAAAUUAUGUAGUACUAACCUGCCUCCUUGGCUCUCUCCUCUUCAUUCCACCAUUGUGUGUGCAGCUGGAGACCCUUUGGUUGUUCAACAGAAUGAGCAUGCUGAAUCUUGUUGCAUGGACCAUCAAGGUAAGAUUUUCUAGUGGCGGACGAUUUCUCUGGGGCUUCGUUCCAUAUCUUAUUCACUUCGACAUAAAGAAAUAAAAUAUUUGGUUCACCAGUUUUCCAUAUUCCGAUCCAAUUAAAAAUUCUCAGCAUCGUGUUGUAUAUUUUUCCAUUUUUAUUUAUUUUAUAGUAAAAAAUCACCGUCCCUACAAAGGUAGAGCAGUUAUUUUCUCUCUUGAAUUCAUUGAGAAUUUGAUGAACAGAUCUAAGUCCCAUGUUCAUGUCUGAUUAUGUUUUUCGCAUCAUAAAUGAUCUUGCUUGGGUCAGCAGAACAAUGACCUUUACGUUCUCAAUUCUCAUAGACAGGACUGCAUGGAAGGAUAGUCUCAUCAUCUACCAGGCAACCUUUGCCUGCCUCUGUGAUAAUAAACGGGAUAGAUUACAAGGUAAAACACUUUAAUCUGCAAUGGGUUGACCAAAUCCCUUUCCACCUUAAUCUAGCAAGACAUUGUUCUACUCUUGAAAGGUUCCUUCUUGAUUGGAGAUACGAUUGCCUCAUUUUUUUUCUGUCUAGUGGUAUUUAAAGAACCGUCUAAGAUAUUUUCUGUUGUAAGUUCAUCUGGUCCUCCUCUUCCGUUGUACAGGUCAAUGCUAGUGAGGAGUUUGGUGAUUACCACCGUAUGCUUGCCCCUGCUCAAAGCUAUGAAGGUAGGUGCGUUUGAGUUGUAUAGCACGAUUUAGAGUUUAAGACAGUGAUAUGCUAUAGAUGGGCUUAUACGAGGAACAAGUUAAGCCAUGUAGCUAUUAAGUGAAUUUUUUUCUCCCAACUCUCAUAUUCAUCAGAAAAAAAAAAAAAAAAUACAUCUUUCAAAGAAAACUCAUAUAAUUUUGUUUUGAAGUAUUUUUUAAUGUUUUAUUACCAAAGUAAUACCUAAAUUUAACCAUUAAUAGUAUACUAGUUUGUGUAAUCUUACGAUUAAUUUGUGGAUUUAACCGUGCAGUCACUGCCUCGAUGCCUGGUUACCAAUCCAAAUCCACUCGCAUCAUCUUGCUGGAGAAUGAAGCCAUGAACUUGGACUUUGUUCUUGACCCGGAGGAACUGACCGGCCAAGUCCACCUCGCUCGGCCCUAUGGCUGUCACUGCGACCCCGAGGACAAGCUGGGCCGGGCGGAUUUCUUCAGAGGUCUCCAUCUGCAGGUUUAUCUUCUUGCUUCUCUUAUCCUGCUACUCCUUUACGCUUUGGUGAAGAGAAGACAGAUCUUGAAGGUCUUUCAGCAUAGACACCCCAGGAGGGUCGCCCCGAUCCCGUAG